This is a messenger RNA of Bipolaris oryzae ATCC 44560, 609 nucleotides long. RefSeq lists its product as uncharacterized. The record is from RefSeq and is a predicted model, not a curated record. Bases 1 to 609 code for a protein of 202 amino acids. The transcript has 3 exons. Lineage: Eukaryota; Fungi; Ascomycota; Dothideomycetes; Pleosporales; Pleosporaceae. Gene Ontology annotation, biological process: regulation of DNA-templated transcription. Gene Ontology annotation, molecular function: DNA-binding transcription factor activity, RNA polymerase II-specific; zinc ion binding.
AUGCAAAGGUCCAGGCAACGAGUGAAGCAAGCCUGCAAUCGGUGCCGAUUUAAGAAAACAAAACGUGUAUGCAAUAAAUGCCGAAAGGACAAUGUAUUAUGUGAUUACAGCCUAGAUGUGGACCACCAGCGAGAUAAAAGAUCUAUGGUAGUUCUCCUCGAGGAACAGAACAAAAGGUUACGAGAUACAGUACAAAUGUUGUACGAAUGCAUUCGAACUGGUCGCAACAUACCAGCACUGCCUGCACGGAGCCCGGGAGACGAUCGCCCACUCUUACAAGACAUUGUGGCAUAUGUCGAUACAUUUCCUGUGUGCAAGGAAACCACCUCCGACCAGUUCCAGCAUCAGGUUACAUUGCUGAGCACCACACCUACUUUUUCUCUACUACAACCACAGCCAGAAGCCUCAUCACUUCUAAGCCUUGCUGCAAGUGAGCUUCAACAGAGCAGCUUUAUGGCGCCUCCGAUGCAACUAGACCUACCAUUAACAGAAUACGACGUAGCACAAGAGGACCAUGAUCUUCUAGGAAGCAGGCUGGACCUACAAGAGUUUUCGUCAUUUCCGGGGGUAGACCCAGCGGAGGCGGCAGCAUUGCGUCGAUGGCUAUAG